Molecule: messenger RNA, 1632 nt
Organism: Schistosoma rodhaini
Lineage: Eukaryota; Metazoa; Platyhelminthes; Trematoda; Strigeidida; Schistosomatidae
Source: the annotation of a GenBank genome assembly
GUUUCAAAAAGGGCAGUGACUUUCAUACUUGUUGUGAUUAUCGUUGCUUUUGUGUAUUUGCUGUAUCAAAAGCAUUCUUGGUCUACUUUAACUUGAAUUAAUCCAGUUCUUGCCUGGAGGUAUUGGUUAUCCACUGCUAACAGACACGGAAGCCCGUUAAGCGAAAGCUUCUUCUAUUCCGUCCUCAACCAUUUGAAUCUUCAAACCUUGUGUCUGGUCAUCAAUAAAAUUGAAAUUCAUAUCAUUGUUCUGGUGUAUGUUCAUGCUUCCUUUUUGUCGUACUUGAUUUUUAAAGUCUGAAUCACGUUCAGCACGAAAAUGAGUGUAUACGGCAUUUACGUGAUUAGUGAAUCGGGUUCGCUACAGUUUUAUUAUGACCAUUCUGACGUUAACGUCGAAGUAGAAAAGAGAUACGAUUUUCCACUCCCGUUCCAUUUCAAAGUUGUGGAUGGCCGUAUUGUUGUGGAUUUUGGUGCAUGUGACGAUGUAAAAAUAGGGUACACUGUAAUAUCUGUUGACGGCAUUACAGCUAAAGGGACAUCUCUGGAAGAUAACAGGGAUAUUUUGAAAGUUUUUUCAGAUAAGGACAACUUUCCACUGACUAUUAAACUUGGAAGACCUCGACUACGUCCAAAUGACCGAAUUCACCUUGCUAGUAUGUUCCAUCCGUUACACUCAAUGGCUCGACUUCUUUCCCCAAUUCCGGAUUCCAGCUUCAGCUUUAUUUCUCCGGCUAAUGAUAAGAAGGCCCCACGAGUUUGGAAUUCUGGUAUCCAAACUUUGGAAACGGAAUGUUGCCGUGUUCAUUGUUUCGAAACCCAUACCGGUGUUAAAUUCCUACUUGUUACUGAUGUUAAAUUACCAAUGGCUUCUCGCGAGGCUCUCCGCAGGGUGUACGAGGCUUAUACAGAUUUUGUGUUGAAAAAUCCUUUUUAUGCUCGGAACCAACCUUUUAAUUACGAAUUCUUCGCUAAUCAAAUAAAAACCAUAUGUGACCAAGUGGAAAAGGGAAUGUAUGUAAUUAACUAAUAUUUUAUUCCUUUACUGACUUUUAUUGAUUACUUGCAUUCCACCAAACAUAUCAUGUAGCUAUCUUUUAUUUUUGUUCUGACUUAUUACCAAGCCAUUGCUCAUUACGAUUCUUUUACAUUUUUCCUACCCAUUACCUACCUCAAUGUUGUACGCUAACUAGCGUAGUAGUGUGUUGGAAAAAGGUUACUGGCAGUUGAAUCAAUAUAUUGCUCAUAAUGUGUGAUCAUUAGUCCAACACGUGCAGGCUUUUUUGGUUUCGGCACUCAAGAUAAUUGUAAUCGAUUAUUUAUGAGUAUAAGAUGAUAUGCCUCAAAAUAGGUAACAGUGAUCUUCAUGUAUUCACUUUCGUCUUCCUUUUAGUAAUAUACACAGGAUUAUCCCUAAUUGUUCACUUCAGUAGAUUCUCUUGACUUCCUCUGUAAGUUUUCUACAACUGUUGAUUUCUAUCUCGUUAACAUCCCAGUACUCAUGUGAAGUAAACCAGUUUAAAAUGACAUAUUUCCCCUAGGUCCUACAGUGUUUAUAUACUUCUUUCAGCACUUCCUCCAAAAAUAUGUAUCAUAUCACAUUAUACAUACCAAUAAACUGUUAUUUGUUUUA